Molecule: messenger RNA, 3279 nt
Organism: Colletotrichum siamense
Lineage: Eukaryota; Fungi; Ascomycota; Sordariomycetes; Glomerellales; Glomerellaceae
Gene: isp
Product: Major intracellular serine protease
Exons: 5
Coding region: 1-3279 (1092 amino acids)
Biological process (GO): proteolysis
Molecular function (GO): serine-type endopeptidase activity
Source: RefSeq, a predicted model, not a curated record
AUGGAAUUCGAUUUUACGGACGACGAAUUCGACGAGUUGGACGUCCUCCAGGUCCAAAACCAUGCAGUUGACAAUCCCAAAGCAACAUAUGAAGAGAGUGAUGUGGAAAAAGAAUGGAAGAGCUUGGAGUUGGAUCUGCAGUGUCUAGAUGUAUUGGAUCUUUUGAUCGACAAGAAAAGGCGAUGGGACAAUACAGAAGGCGACGAGGAGACGCCGCUUCUCGAGGACUACAAGAAAAAGACAAUUGCGUCGAGGAGGGAUUACCGAGAUCGCGUUGCGCCCACAGCACUGCAUAUUCUCGCUAAAAGCAAGAGAGACUUCUCCAGGGCUCCUAAGAACCUUCAGACCAAUCUUGUUGGCUACCUUUUAGAAUGCCGAGGUGGGACAUGCGAUGAGCUGGGGCCUCAGCACCGAGGGAAAGAAGACCUUUUUCUUCUGGUGGCCAUCAACUACAACAAUGACGACUUCAUCGACUGUGUUGAGCGAUGUCUGGGAGACAGGUUCUCAGAUCUACUACAUGUUCAAGACGGAGAGGGCAAGAAUCUGCUACACCAUCUCUUCACGUGGGAUUCAACGAAGGCCAUCCGCGACAAGAAGGCCCUUCUUGUCCCACACUUGUCUUCAAAAGCUAAACCACAGACUAUUGCUACAGCAGACAAUAUCGGAAAUACGCCUGUUCAUUACGCAAUGGACUGCCGGAUGUGUUUGGACCGAUCCGAUGAAUACUUCAAAGCGGUGAAGGCAAUGUUUGAGGCCGGAGAUGCUGUCAUCAAGAAGGAACAGCGCCCACUAUUCAACGAAAGAGGCGAGUCUCCCGUUAUGUUUGGCCGAAAGAUCCAUCAAAGGUUCCAGAGAGACUACUCCGCGAGGAAAAUGGCGAAAAAGGAGGCGCAAAUCACUGCGCUUCGGUCAAAGGGGUUAAUGAAUUUAGAGAAUGCGGCAACACCAGAAACAACACCUCUAGACAGUCGCCCUAAGCAACCCAUGGGACCUCCCCCGGCGGAUAUGUACGUCAAUCCGACCAGCAGGGAUCCAGGAAUGGUAGGCAUUGUUAAAAUGCCAUCACUCCCUUUGGGUAGAACUACUGCAACAUCCGAUGGUAUCGUCAAGGAACCAAUGAUGAAGGGCCCAAAGGCCGGAACAGCUUCGAUACAUCCCAGCAUCAGCAGAUCCAACACAGCUGGGCAUGCGUCAGACCGCCCCCAAACCCCAACUGGUCUUCAAUCCUCGACUCCAACGGACGGUCGAUCUCGCGCGAAUACGAAAAGACUGAGGGACAUAGGGACUGAGAAUACGAUCAAUAUGUCCGCUUUUGAGGCCAAACUCAGGGGCUGGAGCGGGCUGGACGAAUUCAUUACCACACAUUACAUCCGAACGCGGUCAGAUAUGGAAGCCCGAGAUCUGAUAUUCAGAGGCAACAUUUCAGACCUCGACAAGAACCUGUGUUUCGAUGCGAAGGGUCAGAAAGAUGCGAAGAGCAUAGUUCAUCUUUUAAGCCGCAUGUCCGCCGGUGGCUUCAACGACACUCUCGCCUACGUUCAUCUCCCAACGGUCAGUCACAGCUCUAUUAAUACGCCACCAGGGCGAAACGCGAGCGCAGCUCAAAGAAGUUCCCUGACUGAAAAUCCGUCACCCGGUCGUAUUGAGCUCGUCAAAGUUUUCGACAAGUUACAUGAGCUGAAGGUCAAGAAGAUCUUGCGCCUACAUGUCGAAGAUAGGCACCCGCCUUCUCAUACGGAUGCCUCCAUAGAGAUUGCGUUACAAGGUCGAGAGUCCUUUCUCAAAGAUGGUGGAACGGUAGGACGAGAACCGAUAGCUGUUGAGACAUGGGAUUGGCGGAAGCCUGACUUGAGCACUGAAGUCAUUGCCUUUGCUGCGCCUACCGUCGAGAAUGUGCAUCUCUACUGGAGUGGAAAUCAGGCUGUUCUCAGAGCAUGGGACUGCGACGAAGGUAUUCCCCGGCUAUAUGUGACAACGGAGCGGAGGCUCAAGAGAGUUACUGUUCACGCAGCACCAGGGCUCGAAACUCGAGACAGGAUGCUUGCGAUGUUGAAUCGAUUCAAACAAGAGGUCCAGAGGAAGACAGGCGGCGGUGUUGCGGUGAAAACCGUCAUUCGGAUGGAGGGACUGAUGGCGAACAUGGACACUGUUGAAGAUGCAUCAGGUCCCGUUAGCGACGAGGCAGCUGAAAAGCAGCACGUCUGGGUCGACACGAUGGACGUAUUCCGAAGAGCUUUGAGCUCACUCCCAGAUCUGAAGGGCAGCAAAGCUCCAAGAGUGAAGCUCGCCCUCGUUGACGAUGGGAUCAAUCUCGGUAACCUCGACGAUUACAACGGCAGCGUCACAAGUAGUGGAGUUAGUUACUUCCCUGGUGGACCUUGGCAUUGCUCUAGUACUGGUCAUGGUACUAUCUUGGCGAACAUGAUAGUCAGAGUCAACCCCUGGGUCGAGUUGCACGUCGUCAGGGUGCAAGACGGUCCGUCACGAAACGGUGGACGGAACAUAUUCGCCGGCAGUGCUGCGAAAGCCAUUCGAUACGCCAUUGACAAAAAGGUGGACAUCAUCUCAAUGUCGUGGGCCAUAAAGAGCGCGAUGACGGGAGGCCAUACAUCCCCCAUGGGCAAUGACUCCAGGAACGGUAGUUUUAGCGGCAGGCCGUCCAUGGAGCAACGUGACAUCCAAGCCCUCGGAGAUGCCAUCGAUGACGCAGCAAAGGCUGGAAUUCUAAUGUUUUGCUCUGCGAGCGACGACAUCCAAGCAGGCGCCAUGGAUACGCUCCCGUAUCAGAAGCAGCCUGGGUACAUCUUCCGCAUCGGUGCUGCAACAUACCUAGGCCAGCGUGACGGUCAUACUGAGGAUGUUAAAAGGAUUGACUACUUCUUCCCUGGUAACCAAGUUGCCGAGGCCAAGAAUCCCAGAUCAUCGGAACCAGUCAAGUAUCACGAUGGGUCAUCAGUCGGCACGGCUCUCGCUGCGGGGUUGGCGUCUCUGCUCAUGUACUGCGCCAGGAUAACAGAGCAUCGUCUUGCUGAAAAGCAGGGGCAGGAAGGCUCCCGGGUGGCUAGUACGUGCCUGGGAUUGGCUGAUGCGCUGCGACUCCAAAAGAACAUGAAGCAGGCGCUCGACAACAUCAAAAGCAGUCAGUGGACGGACGCCAAGUAUCUGCCAGUCUGGGCAAUAUUCAAGCCCAAAGCAGAUGACAUGGAAAAGGCGAAAGACGAGGAUAAAUGGAUGAUUCUUGAGAAGCUCGUGGUCCAGUUGGGGGUUGGCAUCAACUGA